Messenger RNA from Ipomoea nil (Japanese morning glory), 1554 nucleotides. RefSeq names its product very-long-chain enoyl-CoA reductase. Gene Ontology annotation, biological process: very long-chain fatty acid biosynthetic process. The transcript has 4 exons. The record is from RefSeq and is a predicted model, not a curated record. Gene Ontology annotation, molecular function: oxidoreductase activity, acting on the CH-CH group of donors. The coding region runs from base 146 to 1078 and encodes 310 amino acids. NCBI's taxonomy places the organism in Eukaryota, Viridiplantae, Streptophyta, Magnoliopsida, Solanales, Convolvulaceae.
AUAGGUUUAUUCAAUGGAGGAAAGCAAGGUAGUUCAUCGGCCCAACUACUCGCCAUUUAUUGUUCAACCACGCCAUUGAAGCUUCCGUUUCCUCGCAUACAAAAAACACUCCUCUCCCAGCUUCUCCUUCGCAGAUUCAGUAGAAAUGAAGGUCGUCGUGAACAGCCGGAGCGGCAGAGAACUCAUCAAGGGCGGCCUUGACCUCGCCGAUACCGCUACAGUUGCCGAUCUACAGGAACAAAUUCAUAAACAGACUAAGAAAUACUAUCCUUCCAGACAGCGACUUACUCUCCCUCUUCCGCCUGGCUCAACACAGAGGCCAACUGUUCUUCACUACAAAAAGAGUCUUAAAGAGUAUACUGAUGGGAACAAAAAUGAGUUAACUGUAAUUUUUAAGGAUCUUGGUCCACAAGUCAGCUAUCGCACACUUUUCUUCUUUGAGUAUCUGGGUCCUCUGAUUAUCUAUCCUCUCUUCUAUUACUUGCCGGUCUACAAGUUCUUUGGCUAUGAAGGGAAGCGUGUUAUCCACCCAGCUCAGACAUAUGCUAUGUAUUACUGGUGCUUUCAUUACUUUAAACGAAUCUUAGAAACAUUCUUUGUGCACCGAUUUAGCCAUGCCACUUCUCCGCUUUCCAAUGUUUUCCGCAACUGUGCCUAUUACUGGUCCUUUGGCGCUUUCAUUGCUUACUUUGUGAAUCACCCACUUUACACUCCUGUAAGUGAUCUCCAAAUGAAGAUUGGCUUUGGCUUUGGGUUGAUAUGUCAAGUUUCAAACUUUUAUUGUCACCUACUGUUGAGAAAACUUCGAAGUCCUGAUGGUAGUGGAGGGUACCAAAUCCCACGUGGAUUCUUGUUCAACAUUGUUACUUGUGCAAAUUACACAACAGAGAUUUAUCAGUGGUUAGGAUACAAUAUUGCAACACAGACUGUUGCAGGCUAUAUCUUCAUGGUUGUUGCUGCUGGCAUCAUGACUAACUGGGCACUUGCAAAGCAUCGUCGUCUGAAGAAGCUAUUUGAUGGAAAAGAAGGAAGGCCUAAAUAUCCUCGCCGAUGGGUGAUCUUGCCUCCAUUCCUGUAGAUCCAGCAUCUACCAUUUCAGUAAAGGAUUAAGAAGUCAAUUCUUAUUAGCAAAUUACAAUUGCCAAUCAGUUUUUUCCCGUUGUUGCUUUUUCCUGUUUCGUACCCAACUGUAAUGCUCGACAUUUCUGAUAGUUAUGGUUCACUACUAUACGUAUUCUCUUCUUUUUGCCGCCUUCAAUCAGAUCAUCCUGAGGGUCUCAAAAUUCAGAGAUAGCAUUGCAAAGCUGGCCAGGGAGAAACGUCCAACUCUCUACAUGUUUGAUAUGUAUAAGAAUGCUCCUAUUUCUGCCUCAUCUGUUUGUCAUUUUUCUAAUUUAAAAUAUAGGAAGAAUCGACAGGAUAUAUGUUAUGCAAUAUGGUCGGUCGGGGUCGGCAAGUGUGGGGUAUAGAACCUUGGCCUAAAUCAAACUUCAGCUGCAGUUUAUAUUUGUACUAAAUCUUACAUUUAUAUAAGAAUUUAUUCCAUUUUGAUCC